Mycosarcoma maydis (corn smut) is the source of this 4449-nucleotide messenger RNA. RefSeq lists its product as uncharacterized. Gene Ontology annotation, biological process: regulation of transcription by RNA polymerase II. The record is from RefSeq and is a predicted model, not a curated record. The transcript has a single exon. Gene Ontology annotation, molecular function: DNA-binding transcription activator activity, RNA polymerase II-specific; RNA polymerase II cis-regulatory region sequence-specific DNA binding. The coding region runs from base 1 to 4449 and encodes 1482 amino acids. NCBI's taxonomy places the organism in Eukaryota, Fungi, Basidiomycota, Ustilaginomycetes, Ustilaginales. Gene Ontology annotation, cellular component: nucleus.
AUGUUUCAGCCGACCUGGUCCCAAGAGGCCCACGCACAACCGCCGCACCAACUUCAUCCCCAAGAAGGCUCCUCGCUUCCCAAAGACAUGCAACUUCCCCAGCAGAUCCAGUACGACCCUUCCCAAAUCUCACACCAGGCACCAGUCCACCAGCUCUCCGAGUACGAUGCCUCAAUAUCCCAACUCCCCAAUGCAGCACCACCAGAUCCUUCCGCCUAUCCCUUUUCCAUCCAACCGCAACAGCAUCGCGAUACACACCUGGCUCAUAACGAUCCCCCCUAUUCAAUAGCUCAGCAGCACAACCGCUUUGACGACCCGAUGUCAGCCUCGGCAGAUUUGUCCGCCGCCCGUCCUGAUUCCAUGCAAUCCGUCGCCUCUCUCUACCUCGAUGGACAGACCAUGUCGGUCGACAACGCCAGCUUGGACCUAGGUACUUCUCAUCACUCCAACGACUAUCUCGCCCAGCAUGAUGACCCGUCUCGUUCGCGACCACCAACAGGCUCCGAACAAAAUUGGUCACACCAUACCCUCCCCUCCAACCAAGCUCAUCACGAUGCAUCUGCCACAGGCGCUCUAGCAGGUCCACACAGAGCCGCUCGCCCUGCAGCGCUCAAGAUCGAUAUGCCUUCCGUCGUGUCCAGAGGCGUGCACGACACGACUGCAUCAACAGGCACCGAUCCCGUCUCAGCCGAGCCUGGCAGUGCAACCACUCCACAUGCGCUCCAAACGCGUUUUGCUCCUCUGCCGCAGCUUCCACCAUCCAUGUACGACAACCAGCCCAUGUUGCAGCAGCAUUCGGAUUCCGCCAACUCUACCACCAUGCACGAUGCCCCCGCCUCAUCUGGAUCCGCUCUCAUGCCCGCGUUUGGUACUGAAUCGGCCUACUUUGCUCAAGCUUCGGCUUUGGGGAGCCCGGCCCUAGCUCAUCAAGCCCCGGACCACAUUCUCAACAGUCCUCGUCUCCACCAAGCUGAAAGUCUCGCUGGCGUGCCCGGCGUUCCAGAGAGGCUAGGCCCAUCCGCCGCCCAUCUCGGCGUGGCCGUGUCUCCAAGCUCCCCCAUGAUGUCCCAGCUCAGCGCCGGACACUACAGUCCCACCUCCACACUCUCUGGCGCGUUCUCAUCGCGUCCUGGCAGUCGACCCGCCAGCCGUGGUCUCAAGUCCGUCGCCAGCUUCACCUCGUCUGCUGGUACUGGCACUGGCACUGGCACCGCCUCUGGUAGCGAGGCGCAUGCCACCGGUCGUCCGCGCUCGAGUUCGGGCAGCGGAGUUGCACCUCGUCCCAUAUCGGCCUUGACGAGGACCACGAGCAUGCAGAGCGACAUCGCCUCUUUCCAGGCCGCUUCCCCACAACCCGCUUUGACGCAAAGCCGUAGCGUGCAAAACUUUGGUCAGAUGCAACACCCUUCAAUGCCAGGUCCUCUCUCCAGCCCACGUCCUCCAGCCGCCGCAGGUGGCACAGAACCAUGGAGCCCUGCUCACUCUCACAUGGCUCAGUCACAUAGCUUCCGUGGUCCUUAUUCCGGCCCAGGCUUUCAGACGCCACAGAUGCAGCAGUUCAGCCCGACACUCACAUCGCCAGCUCAGUCUCAGUAUUCACCCCAUACACACUUUGGCUCAAACUCGUCAGGUAUGAUACCCUUCUUCUCGCCGUCGAUGGACACCAUGCAGCACUUUCAAGCGUCGACUGGUCACCCCGCCGAGAGUUUCGACAUUGCUGGUUUCAGCGAACAGCGACUGUCGUCUGCCUUGGCCAACAGCGCUUCUAUCAGUGGCGCUCCUCCCUCAGCGACAACACAUCAGCGCGAGGGUCACAGCACACCGACGAUUGUGGAAGAGGAGGAAGAUGUACCGCAGAGACAAACCCGAGCGACGGUGUUGAGAACCGCACACACAGACGUCCGCAUCGAGCCUGGCUUUCAAUCGCAUCCUGCCGCGCACCAACUUCAGCAUCACCAUCCGAAUUUGCAGCAGCUCCAGCAUCCACAUUCGAUGCGCCAGCACCAGCCGCCUCACCCGCUGCCGCAGCUCUUGCCGGGCCACCUUCCGCCCGCUUUGCAUCGAUCGCAUUCGGAUCAGCUAUCAGGUCUAUGCAUGGAUGCGCCACCCACGUUUCGCAACCAGAUGUCGUACCCACCGCACAUGCGACCCAGCCUGUAUCAGCAAGUCUCGAUGGCCGAAAUGGAUCAGUUGCGUCAAAUUCACGGCCUUGGUGUUACCGAGCGCAACUUUGGCGAUUGCUCAGCUUUUAUCCAAGAUUAUGUACGUCAGUACAUCUCGACAUCUAGUCGACUCGGCCUCGGAGAGAGAAAUGUGCUCAUCAUGACCACAAGGGUUGCACAGAAGAGCUACGGCGCCGAAAAGCGAUUCUUGUGCCCGCCACCUCUCGUCAUACUGAUCGGAAGUAGCUGGUGGAACGUGUGCCCGGCUUCGACACGUCCCUCGCCGUUUGCACCUGCUGGCGCUGCCGAUCCCGAUCAAGCCGCACCCACUGUACUCUCACCGCCUCGUGUCACCAUCAAUAUCAGCGGCGAACCGGGCGUGCAGGAUGGUGCGCUCGAAUGGGCUUCCAGCAGCGGUCGUCUCAUUGACGUGGGCAACCCGUCAUCCGAGAUGGCCAUUUCGGGCCGAUGCAUAGGGAAACAGCUCUACAUCUCCGAUGUGGAUGAGAAGAGGCGUCACGUCGAGGCGCUCGUCGCCAUAUCCGUGCCUGGUUCCUCGCCCAUGGAUCGACGUCUGCUCGGCACUUUCCCGAGUCGGCCGAUCAAGGUGAUCAGCAAGCCGAGCAAGAAGCGACAGUCGUCCCGCAACACGGAACUCUGCGUCAACCACGGCUCUGUUAUCUCACUGUUUCAUCGACUUCGAUCCCAGACCGUGUCGACGCGCUAUCUGUGCGUCUCGGGUGCACCGUCUUGGUUCAAGGGCUCGGACAACCAGCCUUUCCUCAACAUGAACCCUCGCGACCAGAAAGGGUCCGAGCCGCCGAGCUGCUUCGUUGCCAAAAUGUCGAGCUGGGACCCUUUCAUCAUCUAUCUGGUCGAUCCAAAGAAGCGAGCCGAUGCAACACCGUCCGAGCCUGUGCAGCCACCUGUCAAGGGCUAUCCUCCGCCGCCUCCCAACGCUCUACCCACGACCGGCUUGACCAGCUCGCAGAUGACGAUCCACUACAACCAGCCUAUCGUGCUCCAGUGCCUUAACACGGCUGUCGUCAGCCCCGUCAUGGUGGUGCGCAAGGUGGAGAAGGGCACCACGGUGCUGGGUGGUGCCUCGGCAGGACCAUCAGAGUCGAUCGCCCGCGAAGCGUUCGGCGACCCGGUCUCACAGCUUCACAAGAUUGCCCUCGAAGUGCUCGAAGAUCCGGCGGCGUCGGUCCCUCGACCUACUGGCGACUCGGGAGAGUCCAAUUGGCCUGGCAACAGCGGGCCUUUCUUAGCCUGUCUUAACGAGUCGGUUGGCAUGCACAGACCGAGCGAACCCAGGAGAUGGGUGGGUAACACUAGCUUCAGCGUUCCUUCGACUCCGACAACACCCGUUACAUCGAUGAAUCUAGCCGCUAUGGAGGGGAUAGACCCCACCGGUGGCUAUCUCUCUAUGAGCCCGACCAGUGCGGCAGCCUACGCGGCAGCGCAAACCCGCUACUCGUUGAGUGCCGGCAGGGCAGGUGCUACAAUGAUGUCGCCGUCAGCCUCGACAGGUUCGCACGAUGUCUCUGCGAUGGAGCCACCGCCUUCGUCGGACGGAGGCAAAGUGAAGCGACCACGUCGAGUCUCUUCCUCGGUGGUGGUGCAGAAGGAAAGAGCUGCUGCAGCUGCUGCGGCUAGCAAGAGUCGCCGACGUGGACAAUCGCUCUCGAUGGUCGGCAUUCAAAACCAGGGCCUCUCCGAGGUCGAGGUACUGCGUCGCAACGGAUCGUAUGCAAAUUCGAUGACGUCGGACUCGUCGGCAGCAGGCAGCAUAGCGCCCGGUGCUAUGUGGUCGGUCGAAGUUGCCGACUCGGACAUCUGGACGGUGGUUGGUACCGACAUCGCACGUCAUUCGUUCUAUGUGCCACCACAGAUCGUCGGUGGCUCACAGCCGCAGACCAACAUCACCGACAGCAACAUUGCGCAUUUGAUUACAGUGCCCGCUCCAGCACAGCCGAUCACACCGAUCCCCAUCAUCAGCAACAUGGUAGCGCCACAGCGAGAUGCCAGGUCACAACCCAUGUCAGCGCAGGCGGGCGAGCAAAGUCCCGGUCUCGUGACCAUACUUGGCGAAAACUUUCAUCCGAAUCUAUUCAUCUUUUUCGGCGACUGGAAGAGCACGCACGUUGACGUUCGGACACGCCAGACGAUCGUCUGCGCCGCUCCUCCCAGCUUCGACCAGGGUCUUCCGCGCGGUCGGGUUCCGAUCCUCAUUGUGAGGCAUGACGGUGUUAUCUUCCCGACCGACUUUCAUUAUCAGUGUUGA